AGAUUAAUGGGAUAUUUUUGCAAGUAAUAAUGGUAUCAAUCUCUUUUUUAGGAAAUCAAAUGAAGAAUCUUAUAAAUGUAAUAAUAUCAUAAUAUAAAGUAUUUAGAAAGUUAUGUCAACUUAUUGAUUGCACUUUAAUGGAUAUACAAACUCUUCAAUAUAUACCAAGAACAAUUAUAGCUUCAUAUAUGUAUUUAAUAAUCUCAUUUUAAUUAAAUGUUUUUGAUAUUGAUAUGCUUGAAGUUAUGUCCAGAACUUCAAUGUUUUUAUUAAAUCGUAUUCAAUUUAUUCAUAUUUUAUAGGAGAUAACUAAUUUAAUUAAAUAUUUGAAUAAUUUGUAUCUAUAACUUUUGGCUUUGCAUUACAUGAUAUAUUACCAGCCAUAUAAUAUACAGUAGGUUUUUAUGAAUUACAAAUUAAUUAUGAAACACCUCCUGGAGUUGCACUUUUAUUGAAUACUCCUUUGGAAGUAAUAUCAAUUUCUAUAUCAUAGUCAAAUUAUGAAGAAUUUCUUUCAUUUUAAUGUUAUUCAAAAUACUUACUUGAAUUUAUCAGAUAAAAAACAAGGGAUUGA
Messenger RNA from Paramecium primaurelia, 574 nucleotides. The record is from the annotation of a GenBank genome assembly. Lineage: Eukaryota; Ciliophora; Oligohymenophorea; Peniculida; Parameciidae.